This is a messenger RNA of Toxoplasma gondii ME49, 363 nucleotides long. RefSeq lists its product as hypothetical. The record is from RefSeq and is a predicted model, not a curated record. Lineage: Eukaryota; Apicomplexa; Conoidasida; Eucoccidiorida; Sarcocystidae. The transcript has 2 exons. Bases 1 to 363 code for a protein of 120 amino acids.
AUGAAGGGGAUGCAGGAAGGAAAAACGAGAAUCGUCGAGAUUCGACCCCCAGUUUUGCUUCAACCACACGUUAUAAACGCAUUCUGGCCGCCGAAAAUGCAAGACACGAAGGAGUUCACAGGAACGGGAAAUGGAGAUGAGGGCUGUCCGUUGUUGGCAACAAGGUGCAGGAGAUGCGUACCGGCAAGGACAGAGACGGUUGGCAGCGCCAGCGGCGAUCUGCUUGGUUGCACGGCCCGGUUGUGUAAAUCCACGUUGACACGACAGCAACAAUUUCAUUUCGGUGACGCGCAGCAGAGGGUAAAAACGAGCCGCUUCGACGGGCGUCUCACUUUCGAUUCAAGGCAUCAUGUUCGCAAGUGA